AUGGCGCUGAGUCUGACGGUGAACCCCGCUCGACUCCCUCUCGGAGCCUUGCUGACUGCAGAACUUGUAAAGGAUCAAGUUAAAAUUUCAGUUGAAGAAGGCAAAGAAACCAUCCUGCGGGUAUCUGAUCAAAUUACAUUCACUGAUGCGACUUCCAUUGCUCGCUAUUUGGCCAGAAUUGCCCCUUCUGCUAGAUUAUAUGGAUCAAAUUUGCUGGAGCACACCGAGAUUGAUCAUUGGCUGGAAUUCAGUGCUAGAAAAUUGUCUGAUCCAGACUGUUUUGCUCCAGCAAUUCAAGAACUCAAUAACUCCCUUUCUCUGAGGACCUACUUGGUUGGGAACUCCUUGAGCCUUGCGGAUUUCAGUGUCUGGGCAACAUUAAAAGGCAACAAUCAGUGGCAAGAGCAGUUAGUUCAAGCUAAGGCUCCAGUUCAUAUAAAACGCUGGUACAACUUUCUUGAGGCUCAGGGUGUUUUUCAGUCAGUAGGUACACAGUGGUCUGUACCUGCUCCUGUUUCCAAGGCCAAAGUGGCUGCAGAUAAGAAACAAGAUGUUGGGAAGUUUGUUGAGCUCCCUGGUGCAGAGGUGGGGAAGGUCAUAGUUCGAUUUCCGCCUGAAGCAAGCGGAUACUUACAUAUUGGCCAUGCAAAAGCUGCUUUGUUGAAUCAGCACUACCAAGUCAACUUCAAGGGUAAACUGAUCAUGAGGUUUGAUGAUACAAAUCCAGAAAAAGAAAAGGAAGAUUUUGAAAAGGUUAUCUUGGAAGAUGUUGCAAUGCUGCAUAUUAAACCAGACCAGUUCACAUACACAUCUGAUCAUUUUGAGACAAUAAUGAAAUACGCUGAAAAGCUCAUUCAGGAAGGGAAAGCUUAUGUAGACAACACACCUGCUGAACAAAUGAAAAUGGAACGAGAGCAGAGAAUUGAAUCCAAGCAUAGGAAUAACUCUGUUGAAAAAAACCGGCAGAUGUGGGAAGAAAUGAAAAAAGGAACAGAAUAUGGGCAGAGCUGUUGUCUACGGGCAAAAAUUGACAUGACUAGUAAUAAUGGAUGUCUGAGGGAUCCAACUCUUUAUCGUUGCAAAAACCAGCCACACCCACGUACUGGAAAUAAGUACAAUAUCUAUCCCACAUAUGACUUUGCCUGCCCUAUAGUCGACAGUAUUGAAGGUGUUACUCAUGCAUUAAGAACAACAGAAUAUCACGACAGAGAUGAGCAGUUCUACUGGAUAAUUGAAGCCCUUGGCAUAAGGAAGCCAUAUAUCUGGGAGUAUAGCCGUUUAAACCUCAACAACACUGUGCUGUCUAAAAGAAAACUAACCUGGUUUGUCAAUGAAGGGCUAGUGGAUGGCUGGGAUGAUCCCAGAUUCCCCACUGUGCGUGGAGUGCUGAGAAGAGGCAUGACAGUUGAAGGACUGAAACAGUUUAUUGCUGCACAGGGUUCUUCUCGGUCAGUUGUAAACAUGGAAUGGGAUAAGAUUUGGUCAUUUAACAAAAAGCUGCGAGCUAUCUGUAAGAAGGUUAUCGACCCAGUGGCACCUCGGUAUACUGCGUUGCUGAAAGAUGAAGUGGUCACAGUGAAUGUUCCCGAAGCUCAAGAGGAGAUGAAAGAGGUGGCCAAACAUCCAAAGAAUGCUGAAAUUGGCUUGAAGCCUGUGUGGUACAGUCCCAAAGUGCUGAUCGAAGGAGCGGAUGCAGAGACUUUGACAGAAGGGGAGACUGUUACGUUUAUUAACUGGGGCAACGUCGUCAUUACCAAAAUACACAAGAAUUCUGCAGGAAAAACCACAUCCAUUCAUGCUGCUCUCAACUUGGAGAACAAAGACUACAAAAAAACUGCUAAGAUUACCUGGUUAGCAGAAACCUCUCGUGUGCCUCCGAUCCCAACUGUCUGUGUCACCUAUGAACAUUUGAUCACCAAACCUGUCCUAGGCAAAGAUGAAGAUUUCAAGCAGUAUGUCAACAGAGAUAGCAAGAAAGAAGAACUGAUGUUAGGUGACCCUUGCCUUAAAGAUUUGAAAAAGGGAGACAUCAUCCAGCUUCAGAGAAGAGGCUUUUAUAUUUGUGAUCAGCCGUACGAGCCCAUCAGUCCGUACAGUUGUAAAGAAGCCCCGUGCAUUUUGAUUUACAUCCCUGAUGGACACACAAAAGAAAUGCCAACAUCUGGAUCUAAGGAGAAGUCUAAGGCAGAAACAGCAAACAAAGAGACCAUCACUGCAUUGAAAGAACAAUCUGCUCCACUUGUGACCGAUGUUUCUUGUCCUGCAUCUUCCUCUUCAUCCGAGGACCACUUAGCUCUUUAUAACAGAGUGGUAGCUCAAGGUGAUGCAGUUCGUGACUUGAAAGCCAAAAAGGCAACAAAGGAAGAUAUUGAUGCUGCUGUGAAGCAGCUGUUGGCCUUGAAAGCAGAAUACAAAAAGAAGGUUGGUCAAGAAUACAAGCCUGGAAAUCCACCACCACCACCAGCAGUCCAGCUUCAGUCUUCCGAGAUCCCCACCGCCAGUCUAGACUGCAGAGCUCUUUAUGAUAAUGUAGCUCAGCAAGGGGAACUAGUUCGAAAGCUGAAAACAGAGAAAGCACCCAAGGAUCAGAUAGACGCUGCUGUGAAACUGCUUCUAGCUCUAAAAGCAGAAUAUAAGCAAAAAUCAGGGCAGGAAUACAAACCUGGAAACCCACCAAAGAGUGUCCUUCCUAGUUCAAUUCCUGCUGCUGCUCCUUCUCCUCUUCCUCCUCCUGCAUCCCCCUGCCUGGUAGACAGCAACGCUCUUUACAAUAAAGUAGCUGAACAAGGCGAUGUGGUUCGUAGACUUAAAUCCGAGAAAGCUUCAAAGGAUCAGAUAGAUGCUGCUGUGAAAGCGCUUCUUGCUCUAAAGGCAGACUAUAAACAAAAGACAGGACAAGAUUAUAAACCUGGAAACCCACCUGCAGCUCCUCUUUCCUUCUUGUCCUCUUGUGCUUCUGAUCCUUCUCCAUUCUGCAAUGGCUUGGCAUCUUCUAGCCCCGUAGACAGAAAAGCUCUGUACGAUAAGGUAGCUGAACAAGGCAAGGUGGUACGGAGACUCAAAGCUGAAAAGGUUUCCAAGGAUCAAGUGGACGAGGCCGUCAAACUCCUCCUUUCCCUGAAAGCAGAGUAUAAAGACAAGACAGGUCAGGACUACAACCCGGGACAGCUGCCAGCAUUUCAGGCACCUGCUGUGAUCCAGCCAACGAGUACAGCAACCAGCGGCCCCGACACACCAGAAGCUAAAGCUCUCUUCAACAAGGUGGCCGCCCAAGGAGAGGUGGUCCGGAAGUUAAAAGCAGAGAAGGCAGAAAAGGCUACAGUUGAUGCAGCAGUGCAAGAUCUUCUUCAGUUGAAGAAGCAAUACAAAUUUCUGGCAGGGGCAGACUAUAAGCCAGUCUCUGCAACUGGUGUAGAGGACAAAGACAAGAAGAGCAAGGAAAAAGAGAACAAAUCUGAAAAGCAGAAUAAACAACAGAAGGGGAGUGAUGGCCAGAAGAAAGAACCACAGAAGGAUCAGGGUGGGAGCAGCAACCUGUCUUCCAAUGGACCAGGAGAUGGUCAAGGACCCAAGAAACAAACCAGAUUGGGUCUAGAGGCUAAGAAGGAAGAGAAUCUAUCUGAAUGGUAUUCUCAGGUGAUCACAAAAUCAGAGAUGAUUGAAUAUUAUGAUGUCAGCGGUUGCUACAUUCUCCGUCCAUGGGCUUAUGCUGUCUGGGAAUCCAUCAAGGAGUUUUUUGAUACUGAAAUCAAGAAACUUGGUGUGGAAAACUGCUACUUUCCCAUGUUUGUGUCCCAGGCUGCCCUCGAAAAAGAGAAGACACAUAUUGCUGACUUUGCCCCAGAGGUUGCAUGGGUUACACGGUCUGGCAAAACAGAGCUGGCUGAGCCAAUAGCUGUCCGUCCUACUAGCGAAACAGUAAUGUAUCCUGCCUAUGCAAAGUGGGUUCAGUCACACAGGGAUCUGCCAAUCAAACUUAAUCAGUGGUGUAAUGUGGUGCGUUGGGAGUUCAAACAUCCACAGCCUUUCUUGCGGACUCGUGAAUUCCUGUGGCAGGAGGGACACACGGCAUUCUCAACUUACGAGGAAGCAGCGGAAGAGGUGUUGCAGAUUCUUGAGUUGUAUGCUCGAGUGUAUGAAGAACUUAUGGCAAUCCCUGUUGUGAAAGGAAGAAAAACAGAAAAAGAAAAGUUUGCAGGUGGAGAUUAUACAACCACUGUUGAGGCCUUUAUAUCAGCCAGUGGGCGAGCUAUCCAGGGAGCAACCUCUCAUCACUUGGGACAGAAUUUUUCAAAGAUGUUUGAGAUUGUUUUUGAAGACCCCAAGGUCCCGGGAGAGAAACAGUUUGCUUAUCAGAACUCUUGGGGCAUCACAACUCGGACCAUCGGCGUAAUGGCCAUGAUUCACGGAGAUAACAUGGGUCUGGUGCUGCCACCCAGAGUAGCUUGUGUACAGGUUGUGAUUAUUCCUUGCGGUAUCACAAAUGCGCUUUCGGAAGAAGAUCGGGAGGCUCUGGUGGCAAAGUGUAAUGAAUACCGAAUGCGAUUGCACAGUGCUAACAUCCGUGUGCGUGUUGACUUGAGAGACAACUAUUCACCUGGCUGGAAAUUCAAUCACUGGGAGCUUAAGGGUGUGCCAGUGAGGCUUGAAGUUGGACCACGAGAUAUGAAAAAUUGUCAGUUCGUAGCUGUCAGAAGAGACACAGGAGAGAAGUUGACUUUUGCUGAAAGCGAAGCAGUGGACCGACUCAGACACAUUCUGGAAGAGAUCCACGCUAAUCUUUACAACAGAGCUUUUGAAGACCUUAAGACACACAUGGUGGUGGCCAACACAAUGGAAGAAUUUCAGAAGGAGCUUGAUUCAGGGAAGAUAGUGCAAAUUCCAUUUUGUGGUGAAAUAGACUGUGAGGACUGGAUCAAGAAAACCACUGCCAGAGAUCAAGACCUUGAGCCGGGUGCCCCAUCUAUGGGAGCAAAAAGUCUCUGCAUCCCCUUCAAACCUCUCCAUUCGCUGCAGAAAGGAGCAAAAUGUGUCUGUGGAAAGAAUCCUGCCAAGUUCUACACCCUCUUUGGUCGUAGUUACUAAGAUUCUAGCUGAAAGUAUUCCUUGUCUUUUGAGUCCUCAACUUUUUAAGACUGAAAUCUUCCCAGAUCCUAUCAAGUUUUGUUACUUUUCAAAACAACAGUGGUUAAUAAAGCCAUAUAGAGUCAUGCCACUUCAGUCAGUCAGACUCGUAGUAAUGCAUAGAUUUUUCUGUAUACGACAUCUCUAAUAAUAAAUGUGUAUUGUCAGCUGUUA
Molecule: messenger RNA, 5298 nt
Organism: Euleptes europaea (tarantolino)
Lineage: Eukaryota; Metazoa; Chordata; Lepidosauria; Squamata; Sphaerodactylidae
Gene: EPRS1
Product: glutamyl-prolyl-tRNA synthetase 1
Exons: 35
Coding region: 1-5085 (1694 amino acids)
Biological process (GO): prolyl-tRNA aminoacylation; translation; glutamyl-tRNA aminoacylation
Cellular component (GO): aminoacyl-tRNA synthetase multienzyme complex; cytoplasm
Molecular function (GO): ATP binding; glutamate-tRNA ligase activity; proline-tRNA ligase activity
Source: RefSeq, a predicted model, not a curated record